UACAGUUUAUUCGCAGCGACCAGGCUAUAUUAGACAGAACGAUUAUUAUUCAUCGUAUAGGCCUGAUCUACCGCUAUAUCCUGCAACCACAUCUGGAGCACUGGUACUGAAGUCAUCGUAUCGUCCAGAACGCCCAAGUUUCCUUUCUCGGGAGACUGCCGGAUGGAUCAGGAAAAAAAGAGAAGCCAAUGAUCGUAAUGGAAGGAUCAGUUAUCUGUUGGGUGAAAUGCGUCCGACACAAGGCUUUCGAAAUCGUUCACUGUCGCCAUCAGAAAAUCUUCUGAAGCGCAGGUCGUUGGAUUCAAACUGUAUUCGAGCCAAUUCAAACAGUGUAUUAAAUACCGAUUUGAGUUCCCCGAACACUGCAUCGGCCAAAGAUUACUACACUUCAGAAAGCAAGCAGUAUAAAGGCCUAACUGCUCAACUGAGUCCUCGUUUUUCGCCAUCCGCUCUUGAUAUGAAAAGAUUGGAACCGUUUGAACCACCCGCUCGAAGCACUGGUCAGCAGCAGCAACCAAGUACUAGCAGAGCAUAUAGUGAAGUAAGUCCAAAAACAGUUGUAAAACUUGCAUCACCAGAUUCUUGGAUUAGCACAACUCAGAUGUCACCGAUAUCUCCAACAGUUCCUCAUAAUUUUACGUCUUGUUGGCGGCAAACGAAGCCUCAUUCAUUGGGAAGUCCGGUAUCAGUAAGGAAUGACCACUUGAAUUUGGGUCACUGUAAUUCCGAUUCCCAAGUCAGCACUGAAGUCUCCUCCGAUCAGACCAUCACUGCUACUCAUCAUCAGAAUUGCAGUGUGACAACUGUAGGAGACGUGAAAGUUCGGGCUGCAGUUUGCAGAGAUGUUUCCACAAAACGUUACUGUGGAACGGAUUGGGAGAAACGUCUGUUUAACGAAAAUCAGGGCUUGCAAAUAGGUAAUUCCCUAGAAAAUAAUUUCUUACCGCGCAAAUCAGUGGAUAGACAGGCUUCGUUGAAUAGUGUUUCUGGAAGCGAUAAACAGACAGAAAAUUUAUCAAAAUCCGCAUCUUUUGAGCCGGCUUUUUACAUAUCGUCGGAGCCGUCGCCAUACCAAGAUUGGCCACUCAGUGAACAGACAUCACCGGAAUUUAUUCACAACAAACCUGAAGUUUCAUUAUCACAGAAACGUACAUCGUUGAGUCAUACCUGCCUGUACAGUGGUGACCAACAAGAUGUUAAGCAAAAUCGUUUAUCAUUGAUAUCGUACGGUGAUUUACCAGUUGUUGAAAAAAGCUGUGCACAUUUGGAUGUUGAAGGAAGAAAGCCGCAAGGAACUGAUGUGGAUGCAAAGGGCGAUUAUCGUCGCAUUUCUAAGACAGAUAAAGAAGACUCUCAGGACUUUUUAGAAUGGGACUAUUUUGGAUGGAUGAAGAAUUGUUUGGAGAGAGGAAGGGAAUGGGGAAGCAGUUGGGUGAUGGGUGAUGAGCAGUUGUAG
This is a messenger RNA of Enterobius vermicularis (human pinworm), 1456 nucleotides long. The record is from the annotation of a GenBank genome assembly. NCBI's taxonomy places the organism in Eukaryota, Metazoa, Nematoda, Chromadorea, Rhabditida, Oxyuridae.